Lycium barbarum (goji berry) is the source of this 2822-nucleotide messenger RNA. RefSeq lists its product as uncharacterized. The transcript is spliced from 2 exons. The coding region runs from base 247 to 2502 and encodes 751 amino acids. The record is from RefSeq and is a predicted model, not a curated record. NCBI's taxonomy places the organism in Eukaryota, Viridiplantae, Streptophyta, Magnoliopsida, Solanales, Solanaceae. Gene Ontology annotation, molecular function: calmodulin binding.
AAAAAGCAAGAAGACCCCAAAACACACACACAAAAAAAAAACAAGACAAAGAAAUAAACAUUAGGCUGCUGCAAACCACCAAAGGAAAACCUUUGGAAUCUCUGGUAGUUGAGAUUUCAAAAACUGCCUUUCUUCAUGAACUGAAAGUCUCCCAUCUCAAGAAGAAGAAACACCCCACCUGAAAUCCAAAAUCCUUGUGGUUUUCCUUUGAAAAGAAUAUAUCUUUCUUUUUCCAAACCAAUUAAGAUGGUGCAAAGAAAGGUUCCUAACAAGCUUGGUAUCAAAACUGAUCAUAUUAAAGCCAACAAGCAAAUGAUGAACCACAAACCAUCUUUGCCAACAUCACAAAACCAUGAUAUCAAGAAAAAGAUGAUGAAGAAAUCAGGCAAAACCAAACUCUCAGAAUAUGAAAUCUGUCACUCACCCAAAUUCAGAAAAUAUGUACCUCAACCGGGAAAGCCACCACCAACUACUAAUUCUUCAACACCAAAGAAGCAGCAGCAGUCAACAUCCACUCCAAAUUAUAUGAAGUCCACCAGCAGCUCUGUUGCAAGGAAAGAGCAAUCUCAGGUUAGUUCAAGGAGCCCUCAAACUUAUUCUCAAAGUUCUAGCAGAAAGAAUUCAAAUAGUAACUCAAAGUUCGGCUCAGCUAGUUCUGUUAAUAAACCAACUAGAAGUUUAUUAGCUAGAACUCCUAGUUUUAAACCAGUAAGAGUUUCAGCAAAGAAAUCAUGUUCCCCAGUUCUUCUCAACUUCCAAGUAGAGAGAGCUACAUGUUCAUCAACUUUGAAAGAGACCAAGUUUCCUUCAUACCUUGAACUUAGUCCUGAAGGAACAGAAUCAGAUGGAACUUCUGUCUUCAAGGUUUGCCCAUACACAUAUUGCUCUCUUAAUGGUCAUCAUCCUCCUCCCUUGCCUCCAUUAAAGUAUUUCUUGUCAGUGAGAAGGCGUACAUUAAAGACUCAGAGGAAUUUCAAGUUGGGAUGCCUCUCUUCCCGUCGAGCUAAUCCCCAUGGAUUAGGCUUGAAUGAGAAUGUACCAAAACAAAUAGAGAGUACCACAGAGAAGGUCGUUCCUCUGACAAAUGAAGAUGAAAGAGAGUUUUUUGUUGAAAUUUAUAGCAAAGAAAGGGAAGAGAUGAAUGAUACCGUUGGCAGAAAAACCAACUCGGUAGAUGAUUAUAACAUCACUGAUUCUUCUGCCACUGAUCUUGAUCAAAAGAGAGAAGCCAUUUCAGCAGAAAUCAACAUUUGUCCUGCAGAGAAUCCGAAUGAAGGUGCUAGUGAAGAAAUCUAUAUACCACCCAUGGUUCAAGAAGAAGUGGAUUUUGAAUCUUUGAGUAUGCAUGCUGAGUUAGAGAUAGAGGACACAGCAGAAGAGCUAGAAUCUGAAGCUUCUGAUAUGGACUGGGAUGUAGAGAAGUACUAUGCAUACAGCGAAGACGAAAUAGGUUCAAUCUCAAAUGAUAUGGAUCCCAUCACUCUGGUUGAUGAUGAUGAAUUUUUCAACGAGGAGUUCAUGGAGAAAUCAUCUAAUCCUGAAAUUCUAUCUGAUAACACUCUGGAAGAGUCCUUGGAGAAAGGAAGUAUCAUCUCUGGAACAAGUUAUGGUUAUGAUGACUCCCAAUCUUCUUGUUCACAUACAGAAAUUGACAUUGAUGAGUACGUUGAAGUGUCUCAAGACACUUCAUUUAACUAUCUAGAUGUCGAUUUCAUUCUGGAUGGUGAAAUAACUGAGAAGCCAGAUGAUCAGCAUGGUUCCUGCCUAGCAGACACUGAGACAGAAACAAUGGAUUAUCAAGAGCUCAAUUUUUGCUAUCUUAAUGAAGUGCAAGAUGAAACAUGCAAGGACAAUGAAAAAAGUUCUGAUGAAAACAUUGUGGUCGAGAUGGAAGACACGGAAACAAAAACAGAUUGCUGUGGACAAGGAAAUGAAAAUGGCCAUGGCAAUAAUGAUAAACAGUUGGUAGUACAAGCAGAUCUCAAGAGCAAGACUAAUGAAGACUAUACAAGCCAUCAAGCUGAAGAUGAAACUGAAAAUGCCAAUAAUGUUAAAGAGGAUCCAACAACUGACGCAAGCUUGGAAAAGGUGAACCAAAUCAAAGAUAAGAAGACGCAAGCAAAAUAUGAUUUGAGUGAAGAACUGUCUGAGAGCAACAGAAACCUGAGAGGAAUAGAAAGGCGCAAGGACACUAAGGAGACAAAGGAAUUGAGAGAAUUCAACCCGCGACCACCAAAUUUCCUGCCAGUGGAGGCAGAUCCAGAUGCAGAGAAAGUUGAUCUUAAGCAUCAGAUGAUGGAUGAUAGGAAAACUGCAGAGGACUGGAUGCUCGAUUUUGCACUCCGACGAGCAGUGGACAAACUUGCACCAGCUCGCAAAAGAAAGGUUGCAUUGCUCGUCGAAGCUUUCGAAACAGUCAUUCCAACAUCUAAAUGGGAACCUCAACUCAGGCGCAGCACAGCAGGAUUUGCACGUCCUAGACCAAUUCAGGCUUGCAACUGAUGCCACUUCAAGGUGGACAUCAGCGCGGAGCUAGUAAGAAAGUCUUUCGUCCAGGAACAACUGGCUUGUUGCUCACAAGUUACAACCCUCCAAUAUAUGCAAAGAUUUCAGCUUAAUGGCGUUAAAGGAAUUGAUUGGGAUUAGAUGAUGGAAAACAUCAUCACGGAUUCUGUUGUAACUUAAUAGAACCUGAUGUUGUGCUUAUUUCUUAAGGAUGAUGCCUAGCCAUACUUUAGUAGUGUUGUGAAAGGUUUUAUGUACUUCCUAUGGUUUUAUCUGUUGGCUAAUAUUUCUUAUAUCUAUCCUGACAUGUUAUGGUA